CCGCAAGCCACUACCCUUGCCCAAAAACACAAUGUCCCUGACAGAGGCAACCGCCAACCCCCCUCCUUCCCAGGAGAACUCUUUUCCGCCCCCUGUCCUGACCCUCAGCAAAUGCAUCCUCCGCCCCAUCCACCCAAUGGAUGCGCCGGCCAUCCAGCGCGCGUGUAACUCGCCCGUCAUGGCCAAAUACAUGUCGUACCGCUUCCCGUCGCCAUAUACCAUUGAAGAUGCCCACCGGUGGAUUGGGAUAGCUUCGUCCUUUCGGGUACCCGGCAGCCCGGACAUCCUGCCUUCGCUGGUUAUCUGCGACCCGGCCACCAACGAGGUGGUUGGCUCGAUCGGGAUCAAGACCAAGGAGGACGUUGAAGAAUUCAGCUUUGAGAUCGGGUACUGGAUCCGCGAGGCGAGCUGGGGCAAGGGAAUCAUGACCGAGGCAUGCCGGGCGUACUGCAAGUGGUUGUUUGAGAUGUAUCCCAAGGUGAACCGGUUAGAAGCGGACGUGUUUGAGGGUAAUUAUGCGAGCGUGAAGGUGCUGGAGAGGUGCGGGUUCGUACACGAAGGGACCAAGAGGAAGGCGGGUACAAAGCAUGGGCGGGUGUUUGAUAUUUGGGUGUACGGGUUGCUGAGGGAGGAAUGUGAACUUCUGAACUAGUGCACGGCUCGAUGGACAAGGGUCGUUGGGCGUGAGACCGAGAAAAAACCGGGCUAGGGAUAUGUGUGUGAUUCAGAGAAAACGAGACUGCCUAUGCCUCGAGGC
Messenger RNA from Thermothelomyces thermophilus ATCC 42464, 757 nucleotides. RefSeq lists its product as uncharacterized. The coding region runs from base 32 to 652 and encodes 206 amino acids. Gene Ontology annotation, molecular function: acyltransferase activity, transferring groups other than amino-acyl groups. The record is from RefSeq and is a predicted model, not a curated record. The transcript has a single exon. NCBI's taxonomy places the organism in Eukaryota, Fungi, Ascomycota, Sordariomycetes, Sordariales, Chaetomiaceae.